Molecule: messenger RNA, 1940 nt
Organism: Volvox carteri f. nagariensis
Lineage: Eukaryota; Viridiplantae; Chlorophyta; Chlorophyceae; Chlamydomonadales; Volvocaceae
Exons: 14
Coding region: 447-1940 (497 amino acids)
Source: RefSeq, a predicted model, not a curated record
AGAUAAUUUUGAUGUACUGAUUUGCAAAACUUGGCCUCCCACUGAACUGGAUUCGAGCGGUACAGCUCGCGGGUUUCGACUCUCAUCACCACGACCCGGUGGUUUUCCCCACCAGAGAAAGGGCAUAUGCGCAAUGAGCCCAAGAUCCUGCAGAGGACUUGCAGUUUCAGUUGCGGCGAUAAUGGGAGCAGGCAAGAGGUCAUUGUUGCGGCCGGGGCUUAGGGGACUGACGACCCUUCAGUUUGAUCAAUAAAAGGGUACGCCUGUCCUGCAACGUUGCUCUACAUUUAAACGCCCCUGACCUUCCCGCUCCAUAAAGAGUGGUCGGCAGUAUAUGUGCGCGGUGCUGGAGAUGUGUGACAAUUGGAACGGCCCCGCCUGCUGACUGAAAGGGGCUGUACGGUGAGCGUACCCGCCAAGUGGCUUGGGGCCGUAUCACUGCAAAUAUGCGGGGCCUGCACCCACGCCCUGAGGACUUCUAUACGGAUAGGGGAUUGGAGAGCGGCAAGGCCUCGCGACGCGCUGCCGUGGAAUGCCAGGCGUUCUUCAACUUUUUCACGCCUAAACCAGCAGCAGCAGCGCCAAUUGUGGACCCUCGCGCGAAGCCGCUCGUUGAACGGCUGAUCGCCUUGACCAGGGGGACCGAUGCUGGAGCAAAGGCCUCUCCUGCGCUAAAGGAGGAAAUUGCCGACGUGAUCACGGAGCUGUCCCGGUACUGUGUCAAGAACCCGCUGAAGAGCGACCUCUUGUUCGGCGAGUGGAAGGUGCUCUUCUCCUCCAAGGCCUCAGCGGUGGGUGGUCCGCCGCUGCGCAGCGGUGUGGGCCCCGCGGUGUUUCCGGCCCAGGACGCCAAGCAGAUCCUGGAGGCCCCCAACAAGCUGAUCAACAGUGUCGAGUACAAGACGCUGGGCUUCCUGCCGGGCUUCAGCCGCCAGUACGCCACCUUCGAACCCAUCAGCGCUGAUACCUACCUUCUGAACAUCACGGACGGGGAGAUCUCGGCCGGUCUGGGAGGGCCCAUUAAGAAGACCUUUGACAUCCAGCGCAAGAUCAAGAUUCUGUACCUGGACGACAAGGUCCGUGUGGCGCAGUUCCUGCCGGACGACUCCCUGCCAGACACGGAGGCUGACGAGAACGGCGGCCGCAGCGGUGAGGACGUCGUGUUCGUGUUCCAGCGCAUCACGGAGGAAGCGGAGGCUGAGGAGGAGGACGGACAGGCCGACGACGGCGAGGGCGCUGAGGAGGCCCCCAAGCCGGCGCCCUUCUUUGGCGGCAGCCGCAAGCUGGAGAGCGCUGCCACUGUGGCGGAGCGCCAGGUUCGUCAGCAGCUGAAGGAGCAGCGGGGUGGCAGUGCCAAGGUAGCCGCCUCUGCGGCUGCUGUCCCGGCCAAGGCCCCCCUCGGCAGCGCCAGGGUGGUGGUGCCGCCGGCUCCGCGCCAGGUAUCGCAGCGCGGCCGCCGUGAGGUCGCCGAGGAGGUGGUUGAGGACCCUAGGGAGCGUCGCCGCCGGGAGCAAGAGGAGGAGCGCGCCCGCAAGGCUGCGGAGGCCGAGGCUAAGGCUGCGGAGGCUAAGGCAGCCCGCGAGCGUGCCGAGGCCGAGCGCCAGGCCGAGCGUGAGAAGCAGGCGGCCAUCAAGGAGCUGCUCGCCAAGUUAGCCAACGAGAUUAAGGAGCGGCAGGCGGAGGCGAAGGAGGCCCUGAAGGAGCUCAAGGACGUCGAGAAGUCGACGGCGUCGGGUCUGAAGGAGUCGCAGGGCGCCCGUUCGCGCCUGGAGGAGGCUGAGUCGGAUGUCAAGUCCAUUAGCACCCAGCUGGACGCCGCCAGCGCGACCAAGAAGGAGGCGGAGAAGGCGGCCAAGGACGCUAAGGAGGUCGUGGUGGCGGCGGAGAAGACGCUGCGUGCACGCAUCGCUGCGGCGGCACCAGUCCUGGCGCGCAAGUAA